Messenger RNA from Boleophthalmus pectinirostris (great blue-spotted mudskipper), 5331 nucleotides. RefSeq names its product phagosome assembly factor 1 (gene phaf1). The transcript has 16 exons. The record is from RefSeq and is a predicted model, not a curated record. Gene Ontology annotation, cellular component: trans-Golgi network; dendrite; synaptic vesicle membrane. The coding region runs from base 1108 to 2358 and encodes 416 amino acids. Gene Ontology annotation, biological process: Golgi to plasma membrane protein transport. Lineage: Eukaryota; Metazoa; Chordata; Actinopteri; Gobiiformes; Gobiidae.
AGAGCGGAAGUUGAAUGAUCAGCUGAUCGUGCUGCUGUUGUUGAUGCCUGAAGUUGCUUGUUUGAGCACUGUGUUGCUCUAAUCUGCUGCUGUCACAGAGGACACUUAAAAUCACACAAGGGACACGGUGGAGAUUUGCCUCACGACGAUUUAGAAGUAACAAGGAUAUAAUUUCCUCUCAGCAGCGCUUAGCGACAAGUGAGCUAGCUUUAAGCUUGAGCCUCGGUAAAAGAAAGAAAACAGCCGACGACUCCGUGUACGUUUAUUGUCUUUAUCGUGCCAGUGUAAAAGCAAUAUUUUAUUUGCCUUGAGUCUAUUGUUUAUUUCCCGUGUGCCAGUAAUUACUCUGUAUCGUAUGUUACAACUUUCUCCAGCGACAGCUAGCACUAGCCAACAUUAGCUCAUAGCUCAAGGAGUCUUGUUGUGAAGCUUUGUUGCUUUCGUAACCGCGACUCACAGAUAACGAGCUGAAAGAGCACCGCUGUUUGCUCACUUUUCUACAGAAUACGUGUUAUUGGCUGUGACUAUUCUUUUUAAUGCGGGACAGUGUAGCAGUGAAGCUGAUGAGCUUUUAGCUUCUUAUUGAACUAAUAUUACUGAGGAUUGUGUUGUGCUGAACAAACAUUAUUUACAUUUGUGUUGGUUGUUUGUUUGUUUUUUACUGUCGUUAUUGAUUUCUCAAUUUCAAAUGCCACUGACUGGCAUUAGGUCAAGGGACAGCUGGCCUUGUGCGAGUGGCUUGCUCACAGAUUGCGUAAUUUGUUUAUGUGCGAUCUGUUGGCAGCAAAGUGUCACGUGUUCUGUUUGACAAGUCUCGCUACUUAGUGUUGUUGUAGGUACUUUAGUUUUUGUUUUUUUUUACGUUUAUCAUAAUUUUGAUACUGUCUGGAGUGUCAGAAAUACAGGGCAUGUGAUAAAGUGGUUACUCUAACUACAGUUUGAGAGCAGUCCUGUGACAUUGGUAUAGUUGAAAAAUUAAGUGACCUGAGAUAUGAAAUAACUAGUUGUUAGGCUCAGUUGAAAUCGUGAACAAACAGGUUGUAAAAGAGGGUCCCUCACUGGAUCCCAUUGUGUACUGAAGUGUGUAGGCUGCAGCACUAGUUGCCAAUGCUGGACCUGGAGGUGGUCCCUGAGAGAUCACUUGGAAAUGAACAAUGGGAAUUUGCCUUAGGGAUGCCGUUGGCCCAGGCCAUCUCUAUUCUCCAGAAACACUGCCGCAUCAUUAAAAAUGUCCAGGUGCUGUACAGCGAGCAGCUUCCACUUAGUCAUGACCUUAUACUGAACUUGACUCAGGAUGGGAUUAAACUGCUGUUUGAUGCCACAAAUCAAAGACUUAAGGUCAUUGAAGUGUACGACCUAAGCAAAGUCAAGUUGAAAUACUGUGGAGUGCAUUUCAACUCUCAAGCCAUUGCUCCUACAAUAGAGCAAAUAGACCAGUCAUUUGGAGCUACGCACCCUGGAGUUUACAAUGCCGUGGAGCAACUGUUUCAUCUCAAUUUCCGUGGUCUGUCCUUCUCGUUUCAACUGGACUCAUGGAAUGAAGCUCCCAAGUAUGAGAUUCCCCAUGGGGCCAUGGUGAAAAGAAUGCACAUCUAUACAGGCAACAACCUGCAGGAAACAAGAGCCCCAGCCAUGCCGUUGGCCUGUUUCCUUGGUAACAUCUAUGCAGAGUGUGUGGAUGUCGUGAGAGACCAGGCUGGACCCCUGGGGCUGAAACUCCGCCUACUCACUGCAGGCUGUGGACCCGGUGUGAUGGCAGACUCCAAAAUCCGCUGUAUCGAGAGGAGCAUUUCUUUUGGUGAUUCAUGUCAGGAUGUGUUGGGGGCUCUGGGCUCGCCACACAAAGUCUUCUAUAAGUCUGAAGACAAGAUGAAGAUCCACUCUCCGUCCCCACAUAAGCAAGUUCCUUCAAAAUGUAAUGACUACUUCUUCAACUACUUCACCCUGGGAGUGGAUAUCCUGUUUGAUUCCACUACCCACCUGGUGAAAAAGUUUGUCCUCCAUACAAAUUUUCCUGGACAUUACAACUUCAAUAUAUAUCAUCGAUGUGACUUUAAGAUUCCAAUAGUCAUCAAAAAAGAGGGAACUGACUCUCAGACUGAGGACUGCAUCUUGACCGCCUACAGCAAGUGGGAUCAAAUUCAAGAACUGUUAGGACAUCCAAUGGAAAAACCUGUAGUGCUUCACAGGUCUUCAUCAGCAAACAACACCAACCCAUUUGGCUCCACCUUCUGUUUUGGACUGCAAAGGAUGAUCUUUGAGGUGAUGCAGAAUAACCACAUAGCAUCAGUUACUUUGUAUGGAGCUCCUCGGACCACCAGUCAACCCCGACCUGGGUCAAGUAGUAGUUCCCACUGAUGACAUCAAAUCAGUACCUGCAUUGACUAAACCUCCAGGCCCGUGACCCUAUCGCUUCUCAUUGACUACCACUCAAAUCCUAAAGUUUGGUCAGGUCAUAUGCUAACGCCCAGCUUUUGAUGUCACCUUGGAGCACCUGCUGGAGAUCCUCAUAUUAUUUAGUAGAAGUAUUCAAAUGCUGCAACAUGGUUCUUGUGGAAGAUGGCCACUAAUAUAGCAUUGUGGCUCAACCAGCAUUCAAUUACAAGAGCAUAGGUUUAUUGAGUCCAGUUUUGCAAGCAAACUUGACAUUUACAGAUACUGCCAGAUUACGCGUGCACCACCUGUCUUCCUGCCACAACCUUGUCAUAUAUAUUUAAGCUACAAGAGUCAAACCAGCCCACCUAAAAGCAGCCAUUCAGCGCUACACUGGACUGCAACAGUAUUUUCUUUUAUUGGAGAGUAAUACACACACUCAGGGUUGGGAGAGUAAGAAACAUAGUCAGACUAAAGCCACUUUUGGCCAGUGUGAGGCGCCGUGGAGCCCAGAGCAAACUCAGAUCUGUUUAUUGUCUCCAGUUUGCUGCUCUGAACUGUCAUUGCUCUGGUUUGUUGCUCACCCACAAAACACAGAAGCUAAUAGCAUACAUUUGAGGAUUUAAUUAAAGCACAUGAAACACUUCCUCUGUUCUGUAGGUAUCAUCACAUUUUCAGAGUGACAGGAAACACACAUGACUUGGCAGAGUGAGAUCUACAACAAGCACAAAAUACAACUAGUUCAGUUACUCAGAUCCGUCCUUAUGCUUUUGUGAGGACUUAAAUUACUUUUUCACACUAAGAGCAUUUCCAUUUUUGUAUUUUUAAAACAUACAUUUGCACUAAAACACACUUUUACUUGAUUACAUCAUAUCUUUAGAAAUAGACAUUUCUAGAUAGUAAAAUGUGUUCUUUUUUUGUACAGAUGAGAGCCGUAAUUUGUCCUCAGUGUUACAGCUUCCCAUGUCUACAUGCACUUUUGGUUGUUGUGUUGCAGUCCAGCUCUCAUCUCCGUUUGUCUGAUUGCCAAUUGCUACAGCCAAAGAUAUUUCAAGAUGACUUCAUCAGUCUCUGUUACUGUAUGCCUGUUGUAUGAUGAGUGCAUGUCUUCACCUCCCCCUCCUGUCUCUCUCUGGUCACUUCUUAAGUUUCACAAUGCACUGAAACUGGAGUUUCAUGUGGAUUUGGUCACACUUUUCUGUUAAAUUCAUGUGAGUGAAGUCAUGGAUCAUUACGCUUGACAUAGAUGUGUCUUUGUACAUUUGAAUUUUUUUUUAAUACAUAAGAACAGCAGCCAUUUCUUUAUCAUGCUGUCUCUUUCCCUUCAAAUCUUAAAAUUAAUUUUCAUCUGCUAAAAUUCAAUAAAUACACAUUAUACAGUGUUUGCUUAGGUACAGACCUUACUUUUUUAUUGAACAUGUAAAUGGUCCAAGGUGUAUGUCAGAGCCCACACAUUUAAAUAUGUGAACCUUUAGCAAAGUGUAUUGUACCAGAAAAGUAAAAUACUGAAAGGUUUACCACAUAAAACCUCCAGACCUUUAGUUGACCUCAUGCUUUUGUUUAUGGGCUCUGAUGUUUCACCUUAUUGUACAUUUGUUGUAAAUACUGUGUGCUCCUGUUCUCUGGUCUGAUUGAUCCAGUCUGAACAACUGUGCAGAAAGACGCUCAUUUGUAACACUGGCACACGAGCCAUGCCCACUUACACUGCGACUGUAGACUGACAUGUUCAUAACUAGCCUCAAAAUAUUUUUGGCUGCUUGGAGCUUUGAACCAAUAAAGUACUUGCUCUGCAGUUGGCGUGAGCAGUGAUAAAGUGCAGUGGAGAGAAGCAGCUCAAGGAGUCUCCAGGUGCAACUCCUGGACUCACUUAGGCUGUGAUUAGGUUGUGGCUUUAGUAAUGUUAGAUUGUGCUUCUGGCAGUAACUACAAGGAAAUAAAAACAUGCUUUUAAUGCAGGUGAAUAUGUGAGAACAUUGUGCCUCAUCUCCCACCGAGCCUGUCUUUCUCUGUCCUCUGUAAAAAAAAAAAAAAAAAAAAAAAGCAAUCUCCUCUUCUAAUGAGAAUGCAUGUGAACAGCAUUGUUGUACAGUGUAUGUACUGUAUGUGCGUGUCACUAAGCAGAGUUAGCUCAAGAGAUGUCCUAGCUGCAGUUUUCUUCUGUAAAUUGUUUGUUGGCUGCAUAAGAACAGCUUUGGGUUGGGGUUUUCCAAAAGGGGCAGUGGUGGAGGUUCAGUAGCUUUUUACCCUCAAAGGCUCACUGUGAUUUUGUAAUCGAUUGCUUCAGGAGCUCUGGGCUGUUGAGCAUUUAAUACCUAAAAUAAAUCAUACGCAUGCAGUAAUGUGAAUGCUGCUUUCGUAGCUUUUGGCUAUUUUGAUAAGCUGUCUCACAUGUUUCUUUAUAGGAAAAUUAAUCGCAUAUUCUAAACAUAAUCACCCAUGAGUUAUUUGGGCUAACAUGCUCAGAAAUGAGCCUCUGAUUUUUAACAUAAAUUUAACCCACACAGUGGAUAGGCAGGGCUGAGCCAAGCAUCUGUCCACUGUGAAACUUUUCAGAUCUUAGUGUUUGUCCCAGUUCAGACAGCCCAGCCCAGCGCAUGAGCGGACUGCUUUGAUGAUGUAAUGUGUUAAGGACAGAGGGAGAGUGGUGGGUAGUGAAAAUCGCCCCUAACUCAGGUGACCAUAUCAUACCCUUGUUUUUCUACUGUCUGAAGCUGAAAAACAAGAGGCUCUGUGGAGCUGUGUGGCUGUUGGUGAAUGAGAUGAGUGACUGUUAUUUGUAAUGGGACAGCUUCAGUUUGGUGUAAUGAUAAAAUCAUGUUAAUGCCUUGUAUCAUAUUAAUGUUUUUCUUGCUUCAUGUUCUGUUAAUCCUUACUCUCCAGACUAUUUUUGUGGCCGUAUAUUUUAAUCCUGUUUCUGGAAAUGGGACAAUUAUACUUAAUUAAAACUUGUGAAAUCCA